This is a messenger RNA of Abrus precatorius (Indian licorice), 1663 nucleotides long. Its product is annotated as transcription factor IIIA. Lineage: Eukaryota; Viridiplantae; Streptophyta; Magnoliopsida; Fabales; Fabaceae. Gene Ontology annotation, biological process: regulation of transcription by RNA polymerase II. Gene Ontology annotation, cellular component: nucleus. The transcript is spliced from 7 exons. The record is from RefSeq and is a predicted model, not a curated record. Bases 378 to 1361 code for a protein of 327 amino acids.
AUCUUCACAGAACGGCGCGCCGCACACUCGCACUGUGGCAGCAUAGACGCGUUGGAAUCUCAGAUCCUUCUCUUCAUCACUUCAACGAAAUGGGUGAAGCUAUGGAAAGUGAAGAAAUACCCAAAUACAGAGAUAUAAGACGCUAUUUCUGCAAAUAUUGCGGCAUCUGUAGGUCCAAAAAAACCAUCAUCACUUCUCACAUCAAUUCGCACCACAAGGAGGAGGUAGAAAAAGAAAGAGAAGAGAAAGAUCCUGAAGCAGGGGCUGUGAAAUCCAACACUUGUGAGGAAUGUGGUGCUACUUUCAAAAAACACGCCUAUUUGUUGCAGCAUAUGCGAAGUCAUUCGCUUGAGGAAAGUAAUUUAUAAGACAAUAAAAUGAUUGAAAAACUAUGGAUGUUUAGUGUGAAGCAUUGGAUCCCAGACAAAGAACUCCAAAAUGCGAGAGGCAGUGUGUUUCCACUUGAUGGAUCAGUAUCAGGUUGGGAGACCUCCUGUGAAGCUCCAUCAAGGAUGCCUCGGUCACGCACUGUUCAAAAUGAGAGGCCGUAUGUUUGCACUGUCAAUGAUUGUCAGGCAAGUUAUCGAAGGAAGGACCACCUGACCCGGCACCUUCUACUGCAUCAAGGGAAGACCUUUAAAUGUCCUAUUGAUAAUUGCAACCUUGAGUUCACUGUGCAAGGCAAUAUGAAAAGGCAUGUGAAUGAGAUUCAUGAUGAUAGUUCUAUCAAUGCUAGUGUUAAAAGUGAGCAGCAGUAUUUGUGUCCUGAAAUUGGCUGCGGAAAGGUUUUUAGAUUUGCGUCGAAGCUGCAAAAGCAUGAAGAUUCUCAUGUUAAGCUGGAGUCGGUAGAUGUAGUAUGCUUAGAGCCUGGUUGCAUGAAACAUUUCACUAAUGCCCAGUGCCUUAAAGCCCAUGUUAAGUCCUGCCAUCAAUAUGUGACCUGCGACACUUGUGGUACUAAACAACUAAAGAAGAAUAUUAAGCGUCACCUCUGUUCACAUGAAGCAAACAGCUCAUCAGAGACCUUUCACUGCGAAUUUAAGGGCUGUGUUUGCACAUUCUCAAAAAAAUCUAAUCUUGAUAAGCAUAAGAAGGCUGUGCACUUCAAGGAAAAACCUUUUGUCUGUGGAUUUCCUGAUUGUGGUAUGAGAUUUGCUUACAAACAUGUGCGAGACAAUCAUGAAAAAACGGGGAAACAUGUUUUUACUCUUGGGGAUUUUGAAAGAGCUGAUGAACAAUUCAGGUCAAGGUCAAGGGGAGGGAGGAAGAGAAUAUGUCCUACUGUUGAAAUGUUGGUUAGGAAGAGAGUAACCCCACCUAGUCAAUUGGAGGAUUGGUUAUUUAUGCAGGAUAGUGAGUAAGGUUUAUGCUUUUGAGUUGUGUUCCGAUAAUAGUGAGCAAAAUGUAAGUUUAAUCCACUGUGAACCAUAAGUAGAAAGUAUAUAUACAUUUAUUGUUAGUAUUACAGUUACGGGGGUGUAGCACAAUAAUGUGUAGGGAUGAUUGCUGCGACUACUUGUAUUGUAUAUAUACAUUUAUUAUUAGUAUUGUAUGUAUUGGCCAAUCUAUAUUUGUAUAGUGACUGCCACUUGUAUGGCAGUUUGUAGCCUAUGAAUAAGACCAACUGUAAUCACCAGACACCAAUGGUUUUAAUUUGGUUUUG